Molecule: messenger RNA, 3112 nt
Organism: Lytechinus variegatus (green sea urchin)
Lineage: Eukaryota; Metazoa; Echinodermata; Echinoidea; Temnopleuroida; Toxopneustidae
Exons: 10
Coding region: 133-2634 (833 amino acids)
Biological process (GO): nucleotide-excision repair
Cellular component (GO): nucleus
Molecular function (GO): DNA endonuclease activity; single-stranded DNA binding
Source: RefSeq, a predicted model, not a curated record
CGAGACAAUCCAGUGUUUCAAAAUAAACAUUGGUCGAGAUUCGGGAGGAUUUAGGAUUGCGUCAACUGAUUUCCUAUAUAGAGAUUCCUUGAUCAGCCACGCCUGCCUCAUUGGACGAGGAUUCAGGGAAUCAUGGGAAACUGGCCUUCUGUCCUCUCAGAUGAGGGUAGUGAUGUCCACAGCGAGAGCGACGUGAGAAGUGACAAUGAGAGCGACAGUUGGACUUCCUGUGAUCAGAAAGAAGAAGAAUUUUGCUCAUCAGACAAGAGCUUCUUUUCUGAGGAUGAACUCCUCCCGGUCGUUGACACCGAUGAAGAUGAUGAUGCUGCUCCCCUUGGUGAACUGUUGAAUACCGGUACUCCUACUAUCCUGUCUGUUGGAGAAGAUGGAGAGUUUGCAACUGACAAUAUUGAUCGCUAUGAUCCAGCUUCUGAGUACCAUUCCCCUUAUUUACGCGAAGAUGUCUGUGCAAGGUUUUUAAAUCAUGACUCGGCCCAAGAUAGAGAAAUCCCAUAUAGCAGCACUGAUGAUAAUGAUGAGGAGGACAACGAUGUCGAGGAGGAGGAUGACGUCGAUGAGGAGGAUGGCCAAGAUUAUCACAAGACAAAGAUAGCCCUCUUUCCUGAAAUGAAGGAUGAUAAUGAUGAUGAUUUCUCAAGCAUUCCGCUACCCCCUCCCUCAUCGCCAUAUGAAGCAACAUCACUUGAGCAGAUACAAGGGGUUACGGCUUGCCGAAUCGCUGACCAACGAGAGACUGUCGUCAAGGAAACGGUCGUUCCUUCUGUGAGAGAAGAAUACCCUGCCCCUGGAAGUGUUGUUGCAUGGGAAAUAGAUGUCAGUGACAUGGCAGGAACCAAAAAGGCUUCCAAGAAGAGAGCACCAAAAAAACUUUCUAAGGUGAAAUCCAAGAGUAAUCCAUCUGCAGAGAGUGUGUACAUCCCACCGACUGUAUCAACAACUUCUGAACUACUGGCUCAGAGAAAAUGGUUGGACCAAAAGAGAUGGUUUUGUAUGAGCAGACCACAGUACAGCAAAUCCUGUGGUCUUUCAUCUUUGGUGUCCUGUUGGAACUACCUGUUCAGUACCCUAGGAGGGGGUACCAUGCCCCCCAUCACACAGGAGCAGGCCCUUGUCGUCCUGGGCUUUCAACCUCCGUUUGGAGAGAUCCGCUUUGGGCCUUUCACCGGCAAUGCCACACUCAUGAGAUGGUUUAAGAAGUUGAAUGAUCAUUAUGGUGUGCGUGGAAGAGCCUACAUCCAAUACAAACCACAUGGAAGGGGUAGAACACUAGGAAGGACUUCAGAUGAAGGACUACAUCUAUUACAACAAGGGUUAAAGGAUCCCAACAUGGCCUUUAUAUACCACUGUCAUAAUCACUAUUUCUGUCCUAUUGGAUAUGAAGACGUGCCUUUGAAGGCUGUAGAUGCAUACAGGGACCCUUUACGGUCCGAUGAGGUUGAAACUUGGAUACUAAUUGGUGAUCCAAGUAGAAAACACCCAGGAAUACACUGUUUCAAGUGGGAAGAUAUCAGCACAGAUUUAAAUUGCCAGAGUCCUGACUAUCUCAACAUCCGCAAGCUGCAUCUUGGUGUCCAGCAACGGAGAACAAAGAGAACCGGAGGCAAUCUUCACUGCAUCAUGGCCUUUUGUCGAAGUGCUGGCUUCCUGACCAGGCCUGUCAAGAGCAAGAAAGGUGGAGCAUCACAGGACACUUCCAGGAAAAGCAAGAGCAAUGACGAGGCCAGGUUUGUAGCAAUGCCAGGACGUAAGGUUGGCCAGAGUAAGAGUGAGGAGGUGAUGCGAAGCGAAACUAUAGGAGGGAACGUGUCUUGUUCACAGAAAGGGAAAGCUGACGGUAGCGAUGUCAGCAAGCACGUUUCUUCCGACAUUGCAGGUCGUGUAUGUAGCAGUGAAGUUGAAAGUCAUAGAUCAGAAGUCAUUGGAAGGACUCAAAGAAAAGGUAAGGUUGGAAGGCAAGGGGCAAAGGCUUCAGAUGUGAAGCAAGAGGAGAUCAAUAUGAAGAGUUCUGAUUCAAACAAAGUUUUUCGAAACAAGAAAUCAAAGAAACAGAAGACAAACAAGGGCCUUUCCGCAAAAAGAAGUGAAUCCAAUCCCCCAUGCCUCUUUGAUGAAGAGAUCAGUGAAGAUCAGAUUGACCUUACAUUGCCAGUAGCUACAGAAGACACUGGUUUGGGUCAUAGGCAAGCUCUCAAUGAAGAGAUGAAUGAAGUGGACAGGUUCAUCAAAAACAUGUCCACUCGUUUCAAUCAAAGCCUGAGUCCAAGUGACCAUGCAAAUGUAGCAGCACUGAAGGAAGUCAUGAGUAAGUCAGAGUACACCCGAAGGGUCGACACCCAAGAUGAUUGGGUGAUGCUGGGACAGACUAAUCAACAAGGAAAGGACACCAACCUCUUGACAUCACCAGGUGAAACUGUCAUGGGGUUGUCCAACUUCAGAGGCAUGGGUGUAGAUGAUGAUGACCUUGUAAAUGUUGAUGAUCUGCAAGGUGAACAUGAGUCAGAUGGUCAGGUUUCCGAGCUGGCCAAACAUUUAAUCGACCAGUAUCUGGUGUCCAUCAUCGAUUCCAUCGACAAACAGAAAUGUCACUUAUCAUGCAAUGCAGGUGACAACUAAGGAACCUGAAAUAAGUGCCCUUUAUUAUUUUCCCAAUUUGUGCUACAUGUACAUUAUAGAACUGUCCCACAUAGAAAAUUGGCCUUACCCAAAGAAUAUUGAAAUUUUAGAUCCUGCUGAAUAAAAUUAUGUUAGAUUGUUGUCCCUAAAUUUACUCUUAGUCUAAGUACCCACCCUAAUAGUUUAGUCCAUAUUUUCUGUUAUUGUCUCACCUGAGCAAAGUUCAGUAGUUUGGGAGAGACCUUGUGAUCACUCUUCCUGUUGGUCUGUUAGUCUAUUUAAAAAAUGUUCAAGUUUUUGUUCAACUUGCACUCAUUUCUUAAUUCUGCAUCAGUUUAUACCUGGUACAAUGAUCCUUGGGUAAUACCAUAUGUGUGUACAUGAGGAUAAGGUCGAAGGUCAUCUAGGGGUCAAAAGAUCGUAUUGCCUACUUUUAUUGAUCUCAAAAUCAGACGAGGCUUGUUCUCGAGCCACCUUG